Molecule: messenger RNA, 1403 nt
Organism: Suncus etruscus (white-toothed pygmy shrew)
Lineage: Eukaryota; Metazoa; Chordata; Mammalia; Eulipotyphla; Soricidae
Gene: SLC25A35
Product: solute carrier family 25 member 35
Exons: 5
Coding region: 103-1005 (300 amino acids)
Source: RefSeq, a predicted model, not a curated record
UCUCUGUCUGUCUCUGUCUGUCUCUCUGUCUCUCUACCUACCUACCUACCUAGCUACUUUCCUACCUAGCUACCUACCUACCUAGCUACCUACCUACCUACCAUGGACUUCUUGAUGAGUGGUUUGGCAGCCUGUGGGGCCUGUGUGUUCACCAAUCCCCUGGAAGUGGUGAAGACCAGAAUGCAGCUGCAAGGAGAGCUGCAGGCCCCCGGCACCUACCAGCGACACUACCGAAAUGUCUUCCAUGCUUUCUUCACCAUCGGCAAGGUGGACGGCUUGGCUGCCCUGCAGAAGGGCCUGGCCCCUGCCCUCUUGUACCAGUUCCUGAUGAAUGGCAUCCGGCUGGGCACCUAUGGGCUGGCGGAGGCUGGGGGCUACCUGCAUGCAGCCGACGGCAGCCUCAGCCCUCCCCGAAGCGCGGCAGCUGGGGCCAUGGCUGGGGUCAUGGGAGCCUACUUGGGGAGCCCCAUCUACAUGGUAAAGACACAUCUGCAGGCCCAAGCAGCCACAGAAAUUGCCGUUGGGCAUCAGUAUAAACAUCAGGGCAUGUUUCAGGCACUGGUCGAGAUUGGCCAGAAACAUGGUCUGAUGGGACUAUGGCGCGGGGCUAUAGGCGGCCUACCCCGAGUUGUCAUCGGUUCCUCCACCCAGCUGUGUACCUUCUCUUCCACCAAGGACCUCCUGACCCAGUGGGAGAUAUUUCCUCCCCAGAGUUGGAAGGUAGCUCUGAUAGCUGCCAUGGUGAGUGGUAUUGCAGUAGUGUUGGCCAUGACGCCCUUCGAUGUGGCCUGUACGAGACUCUACAAUCAACCCACAGAUGCCCAGGGCAAGGGCCUCAUGUACCGAGGGAUGCUAGAUGUUCUGCUGCAGACGGCUCGGACGGAGGGCAUCGUGGGCAUGUACAAGGGUAUCGGUGCCUCCUACUUCCGCCUUGGCCCCCAUACCAUCCUCUCCCUCUUCUUCUGGGACCAGCUGCGCAUUCUCUACCGCACCUACACCAAAUAACCAAAAUCAACAACUCUUUGUACACUCCUGCCUUGGUGACUUCUGGCCAGGUGACCCCCCUCAUCCAUCCAUGGGAGACAGCCAAUCCUAUUCCCCAUCUUUCUCAGGGUCGAAUCACAAGGGAUUGUGUCCUCCCUUCCUUAUUGCUUUAAACCUUACCUGUCAUCCCUCUUCUGUUCUUCACACACCCUCUCUCAGGGCUGAAGCAGUCACUCCAAAGUGUAUUUCCUCCCUUUCUCUGUUGCUGUGCUGGAUUUCUUCAUAGCCCAGGCACAACUUUAAAUUCACUCCUCCUCCUCCUCCUCCAAGACCAAAGGGAAUUGGAGGGAACUGGGUGUCUUGUUAGAUGUAAAGGCAUAGAGAUUAUAUUGAUUUAUAAAGCGUUUAUUUCUUCAGAA